AUGGAUCAAAGAGACUUUACAGCAUGUCAGAAUAUAUCUGUUAUGCAAUGGAACGAAGGCGGGUGGCAGCCCACAACCAAGGUCAGCCUUGAGGAGCUAUACACGGAAGGCCCAGGCCAGGUGCCCAAGAUAAUCUGGCCGGAUACAAAAGUGUACAUUAUAAUUGCGCGCACGCCUGCAGAUCUUGAAAAAGCAAAGCAUCAACACAUAUACCGUAAGGAAUUUACGAGUUGCUUCUUUAUGCCGGAGGUAUGGCAGUCGGAUCAUCUCAAUAAUGCAAACGGGUAUUUUGGAUGCGAGGCUACUCGGGAUGCGGGCAAUGUCACCGGUUUCAAUACCUGGUCUUUCUUCGAAAUGAAGCACUUGCCCAAAAAACUGGAAGACUAUUACUGGACCAAGCUCAAUGUUUCCACACGGUGGCUACGAUCAACAAACCAGAUGGGUAUUCUCUUACUUGACCCAAGCAAGGAUAUCUCGCUUCCACUGUUGAACCCGGACCCGCGAAAGCUGAAUGAUCCAUUUUGGGUUUAUUCGGACUUACUACAAGAGGUCGCUCGCCUCCAAGAAAUCGCCGUUUGGAAGAUUCGUGACCAUGUUCGCGAUAUUGAGAAAGAGGCUGAGAAAGAGGAGAAAGAGAAACAGGAGAAAGAGAAAGAAAAAGAAAAAGAGCACGAGAACAGGUCUUUGGGGAAAAGACCUGAACCUAAAUAUCGGCCACUACACGACAUCGCACGUCAUGCCAUUCACGUUACCGAGUCGCUAGAUGUGGCUGUUCAAAACGUGAACCAUAUAAUUCGGCAACACGAAAUGUACAUACACGCACGGAGAAAUCAAUAUGCACCACAGACACCUCAAGACACGCCCUUUGAGGAUAUCUCAAGUCGAUUGUCGUUUUUUCAAAGUCAUAUUGAAAGUAUACGACAUCGAUCAAUCUCGAACCAGAAGAGACUACAGAACGAGAUUCAGCUCAAAUUCAAUGAAGUCGCGCAAUAUGAUGCUGGCGUUACAGUGCAAAUUAGCCAUGCCGCACGUUUGGACAGCGCUACUAUGAAGACACUCGCAUUUGUGACUCUCACAUUCCUUCCGCCGACCUUCAUUUCUGCCAUUUUCAGUAUGUCAUUCUUUAAUUACGAUAGGGAUAAGGGUUGGGCCGUCUCCGACAAGUUCUGGAUAUACUGGGUGUUUGCUGUUCCAACGACCAUUUUAACAGGGCUUAUAUGGCAGUAUUGGAGUAGGCUCUUUCCGAGGCAUUCUCAUUCACAGGUCGAGAAGCCCAAGGAGAUGCCCGAGAAGGAACUUGAAAAGGUACCCAAUGAACUGCCUAUGUACAGUGUCUGA
This is a messenger RNA of Penicillium longicatenatum, 1338 nucleotides long. RefSeq lists its product as uncharacterized. The transcript has 4 exons. Bases 1 to 1338 code for a protein of 445 amino acids. The record is from RefSeq and is a predicted model, not a curated record. NCBI's taxonomy places the organism in Eukaryota, Fungi, Ascomycota, Eurotiomycetes, Eurotiales, Aspergillaceae.